UGACAAGAUGACGUGCUAUUAUGACUAAAAUCUCACCAGAUGAUGAUCGAAGCGUGUAAGGCGACGUGCUCAUCUGCUUCUUUUUUGGUUCAUCAUGACGUUGAGUUUUUCAUCUUUCUUCAUUGAAGACAUCCUCACAUCAGGAGGAGGCUUCCAGGGGAAAGUUGAGGGGAAAGUGGGCUCCAAGAAGACAGAGUGCUGCCAGACUGAUCCAGAGUCUGUUGGGCUCAAACUGGCCAUCGGAGAGGAGCGUGACCUCAGCGAGGGAGCUCCACCACAGAGUGAGGAGCAGGUGGCCGAGAAGAUGGCAUCUUGUGAUUCUUCUGAGGAGCAGAAGCCAAGUUCAGAUGGGAGGAAGCGCUCUCGCGUGGCCUUCUCACACUCCCAGGUCUAUGAGUUGGAGCGUCGCUUCAAGACCCAGCGGUACCUGUCCGGCCCGGAGCGAGCUGACCUGGCAGAUAGACUGAACCUCACAGAGACCCAGGUGAAGAUCUGGUUCCAGAACAGGAGGUAUAAAACCAAGCGUCACCAGAUGGCAUCAGAGACGCCCAGGAGAGUGGCAGUGAGAGUUUUGGUGAGGGACAAUCAGCUCCAGUACAAACCGGGGAUCGUGAUGCGGAGUCUUUGGACUCAACCCAUGCACUGGGCGGGUCAGUACCCAUACUUGCAGUGCUGCUGCCCACCUGGGAAUCCCACCAUGCCCCUGGCUGAUCCAACGCCUUCUGCCUGUGGCUUUUAGACACAUUUUCAGAUGGAUAUUCAGUACCACAGUCUACUCACUAGCUAGUGACCAGGACGCCACUGUUUACUUGUGUCUUUCUUUCAAAACACAGAGAAAUGAACUGCACAAAUCAAAGUUUUCAAGAGUUUAUUUUUUUAUAGUAAAAUAAUAACCAAGUUGUUUACAGACACAAUACAUUUUGUAAACUUUAAUUAAUGAAUCGUUUUAAACAGUGACCGGAUGAAAUAUGUUUUUUGUUGUAAUAACGUAUAUAAUGAUGUUUUAUGACCUUUGUUACUUUUAAGUACAACA
This is a messenger RNA of Synchiropus splendidus (mandarinfish), 1033 nucleotides long. It is a transcript of the gene nkx3.3, whose product is annotated as NK3 homeobox 3. Gene Ontology annotation, molecular function: RNA polymerase II cis-regulatory region sequence-specific DNA binding; DNA-binding transcription factor activity, RNA polymerase II-specific. Bases 95 to 739 code for a protein of 214 amino acids. The transcript is spliced from 2 exons. The record is from RefSeq and is a predicted model, not a curated record. NCBI's taxonomy places the organism in Eukaryota, Metazoa, Chordata, Actinopteri, Syngnathiformes, Callionymidae. Gene Ontology annotation, cellular component: nucleus. Gene Ontology annotation, biological process: regulation of transcription by RNA polymerase II; cell differentiation.